AUGAUAGAUGCGCAGCCGGAUCUGAGCGUCCGCAAGCUGGCCAGCCUCGCCAAAGUCCAGCCGAAGCAGAUCCGCGACUGGAAGAAAUUGAAGGAGCGCCUCGAAAUUGCGGCAGGAUGUCGUCGUCGUCUCAGUGGUGCUGGACGAAAGCCCAAGUGGCCGAUGAUGGAGACUGCGGACCAUCUGAUCCACGCUUACCUGCGGGACGCGGCGAAGGUGGAGGUGAUGGACGAUGUGUGCGAGGAGGAGCUAGACGAGCUCGUCCCCAACCCUUUCUACUCUGACCCUGCUGCCACUGCUGACAGGGACAGCGAUGCUGAGCUGGUGGCGGAAGCUGGAGAGGAGGAUGCCGAGGAGGAGGAGGAGGAGGAGGAGGAGGAGGAGGAGGAGGAGGAGGAGGAGGAGGAGGAGGAGGAGGAGGAGGAGGAGGAGGAGGAGGAGGAGGAGGAGGAGGAGGAGGAAUGGGAGGAGGAGGAGGAGAAGGAGGAGGAGGAGGAGGAGGAGGAGGAGGAGGAGGAGGAGGAGGAGGAGGAGGAGGAGGAGGAGGAGGAGGAGGAGGAGGAGGAGGAGGAGGACAAUGGUGGGGUUGCGGAAGAGGUGGGGGCCGGAGGGGGAUGGCAGGAUGAAGGCGAUGAAUGGUGGGCUGAAGGGCGAUAUGAUGGGGAGGAGGCGGAGACUUGGGUUGCUGGGCAGGAUGAGGAUUAG
Closterium sp. NIES-65 is the source of this 705-nucleotide messenger RNA. The record is from the annotation of a GenBank genome assembly. NCBI's taxonomy places the organism in Eukaryota, Viridiplantae, Streptophyta, Zygnematophyceae, Desmidiales, Closteriaceae.